CAUUUUACACUUUUCAAAAAAAAUUCUUUAAUAAAACCAAAUCAAAUUGCCCAUUUCUGAGCAUCGUUGGAGACAAUUGGUACCUAAUAAAUCGGCAACUUUGGAAUUUUUUUGUGCCCUUUAUCCAAAUUUCCGUUAAAUCAAGCAAAUUUACAUUUUCCUUCUCUGCUAAAUCAGUUGCGCCACGAGUAGCAAUUCGCGUGCUGUGUUGAGAGGCCGCCAGCUGGGACUCAUCGAUUUUCUCAUCGAGGACACAUCAUUGGUUGUCAGUAAUGGAGAUGUCGUAGAAAAACACAAAAUGCCCUCAAUCGCAGUGACGUCCAAUGUUUCUCCGUGAAAAAGUGUUUUGGCGUUCUCCAAGAGGACUAUCCGAUCGCCUGCGCCCCCGCACGGUGUCCGCGGUGCCCCAGAGUGUCGAGUGGAGUGCAGUGAGUGGCGCCCGCAGGGCGAAUGAGUGAUUUGGCCCCCUUUCGCAGUGUGUGACAAUUCGGGGGAUUCCGCCCCGCGCGAACAGAGACUGACGCGGCCAGGCGAGGACUUGGCCCGGCGAUGGGAGUUGUGCGCCCGCGUGAGCGCCAGUGGAGCUGAUAGACCCGUCCGGGAGUGACACGGCAGCCAUGAACGUGAGCCCACACAGCGGCCCGGGGCCGCCGUUCAGUCGGGGCCUCUCGGAUCGGUCAGUGACUGGGCCCUCGUGUCGUGCCCUCAAGACCGCCGUCUCGGCGCUCUACUCCGUCGACGACUUCGUCAAGGAGAAGAUCGGCAGCGGAUUCUUCUCCGAAGUGUACAAGGUGACACAUCGAACUACUGGACAAGUUAUGGUACUGAAGAUGAAUCAAUUGAGAUCAAAUCGGCCAAAUAUGCUGCGUGAAGUACAACUGCUCAAUAAAUUGUCCCAUCCAAAUAUUUUGAGUUUCAUGGGCGUGUGCGUGCAAGAGGGGCAACUGCACGCCCUCACGGAAUACAUCAGUGGCGGCUCGCUGGAGCAGUUGAUUCAAUCGCAGGGUGACAAGUUGUCGCCCUGUGUCAAAAUAAGACUGGCCCUGGGCAUUGCCAGGGGAAUGCAAUAUGUUCACGAUGCUGGAAUCUUUCAUCGGGACUUAACAAGCAAGAACGUCCUGAUAAGGAGAUCAGCGAGUGGACAACUUGAUGCUGUUGUGGGUGACUUUGGACUUGCAGCGAAAAUCCCGCGGAAGAAGAGUGGCAAAAAUCGCCUGGAUACAGUUGGUUCGCCGUAUUGGAUGAGUCCAGAAUGUCUGAAUGGGCUGUGGUACGAUCAGACGAGCGAUGUUUUUUCGUACGGAAUAAUUUUAUGUGAAGUAAUUGCAAGUAUCGAAGCGGAUCCAGAUAUCUUGCCGAGAACAGACUCUUUUGGAUUAGACUAUUUGGCGUUUGUGGACUUGUGCCCUGCUGAUACUCCACCUGCAUUCUUAAGACUGGCAUUUUAUUGUUGUACCUAUGAUCCAAAGAGUCGACCAUCCUUCAUGGAGAUUGUCAAGAAGAUUACCAUGCUUCUGGAGAAAGUCAACGACGACGACAGCGUGCUGCACAUUGUCUCGUCGCCACUGAGCGAGGCGGUGGCCAACAGGGCGCUGAACGGGGCGCUGGCGAACGGCGUGAAGCGCAAUUCGGUGGACGCCAGAGUGAACGCUGCCGGCGCGAGUGAAUCGAGUGAGGAGGAGGAAGGUCUGGUGCGGAUGCGCAACAAGAGUGAGCUGAAGGAUCACGCGCCGUUGCAGCAUCGCCGAUCGAUGUCUGAGAACGUGAUUGUCUUCCCGCAGCACACGACGCCGAGCGACAAGGCGCGCUGUCACAUGCUGAACAGGCAGAGUCGAGAGCCAGACUCGCCCACACCCGACUCGCCCACAUAUUCGAAUGUGACGCUGAGGAAAGUGGCUGAGACGAUGUUCCUGAAGGAUCCGCAGUACAAGCCACGCGUCGGUGGCGAGAAUACCAAAUUGAAUCCGUUCACGGCGCUGGCACAGUUGCGUGGCGUGAAGAAGAUUCUCGGUGCAAAUCCCAGCUCCUACACGGCCGGCGUUGGCGACUUGUUCAGCUCGUGCUUCGAGAUGUCGUCGCCGCUGGUGAAGGAGGAGUGGACGUACUUCGACAAGGCCGGCCCAAACGGUGAGAUCACGCCCAAGAGUCUUCCCAAUUCGCCGAUUAGUGGCCGGAAGGAGUACAAUUCCCAGACGUCGACAGUGGCGACGGAAGCGUGUCCGAAGAGCAGGAAGAAGCAGAGUUGUGAUAAGGGCGGCAAGGAGUAUUUGGAGCUGGAUCUGCAGAAGUGCACGGGAACUAUUAAGAAGUUCAAAGCCAAUUCCCUGUUCAGUCAUCCGCUGUUCAAGAGUGGGCACGACGAGGAGAAGAAAGUGGCGCCCGAGGCGCCGGAGAAGGAAUUGAUUGAGAAGAGCAAAUCGGACUCAAGUGAGACGGUUUGCUAUGAGAAUCCGCAUGUACUUAAUCGUCGCGGUUCGACGGAGAGUGGCUUCUUUUCCUGUCUCAAUGAGGACUUUGGUGGUGGUGCGUCGGCCUCGUGUUGCUUCGAUCGCAUCAACAUGGACACACCGGAUCGCCUGCAACUGUGUCCGUGCGAUUUCUACGCGGCACAGCAGUAUCAGACACCAAAGAAGGACGAUCUGGAGUUGUCGAGUCAGACGCUGAAUGACUCCAACAGCAUUCUCCUGUUCGACGAUGCGUCGACGCCGGUGAGUUCGCUGCGGAGUCUGGAUGAUUUGGAGCUGUCGGACUCGCGAAAGCAGCGAUUCCACUGUCGCCACCACAUGAUUGGCAGCAAUGUGGACAUCGACACGCGAUCGAUUGACAUGGGACUGAUUAACAGAUUGGCGCUGGACUCGGAGAUCAACAGUCUGAUACAGAAGAGUCAGUUUGCCAAUCAGUUGCUGUACUGCAAGAACAGGACGUCGUCCAUCUACACAGACAGUUCUGACGACAUCAGCAGCUUGGCGGGAUCGGAUUCACUGCUGUGGGACGAUCGAUCGUACACGGCGAUUCCCAACACGAGAUCAGCUCAGAUUGCCAAGAUUGUGGAGUACUUUGAGCGCAAGGGUCAGGCAUUUAAGCAGUUCAGCGUACCUGAGUCACUCAAAACGACGCCGUCCACGCAGUUUGCAUCGCAAUCAGCACGGAAUCCGCUGGCGGGAUGCUUCAGCGACAUGAAGCGCGAGUACGGCUUUGCCGACUACAAGGGCCGCAAUGUUGACUACGAGGCGUUCUGCCUGGAGUUGGAUAAGAAGCCCACGCAGCAGCGAUUGACUGUGUGCGAGGGUGCAGUUCGGUCCAAAUUGCAGCUGUUCGACAAGCUGAAGCAGAACUCUUCGACGCCGGGCAGUGCAAAUAAUGUCGGUGGGAGUCAGAAUGAGUAAUUUUGCGUAUAAUGGUUGUUUGGUGGAGGAAAAGAAGCGCCAUAUCUUAAGGGAUAAGCUUUUCGCGAGGUGAGAAAGUGAGAGAGAGAGAGUGAAAGAGAAAGGGUGGAAAAAAUAGUGCAAUGAUGAUAAAAAUUGAACUUUUAAUGGGUUAAGAGACACCAGAUUCUUCCUUAUAAUGUAAAAUGUAUUUGCAUAUACACACUCAAUGCACGCAAUUAACACACGGAUCACAAAACUUGAGUCCUCGUCAAAGAUGCCAAUUAAGUAGUUUACCGAUUGCGCGCACAAGAUUAUGUGAAAAUGCAUUUUCUUAUAAGAGAAAACAGAUGAAAAGAAAACACUAAGAGUAGAGAGAUUAAUUGUAUAAAAAAAGAAAGAGAAAGAUAAUGAAAUGCAAGUGUGUAUUUGGAAACAAGAACUUUAUACAUAAAUAUUGAAUAAUUUUAUUUUUCUUACUUUUUUCAGAACAUUUAAGGAUGUUUAGGUACAGAUUUUUGAAGCAAUAUUUUUAAGAUGAACACUUUUUUGUGGAAAUAAUCCUAACAAGAUUUUUGCAAAGAUUAACUUAUUUUGAUGGAUGCGCAAGAAAACUAUAUAUUUUUCUCCUUUUCAAAUGUACAAGACAAGAAAAAAAAAUGAGGAAUAUUUGCCGAAAUAAAGAAAAAUGAAGUAUUUUUUGAAGAAAAGUAAAACUUUCUAGUCAUUGUAUUUAUUUUUCAGUUAAAAUUAUUAGGUUUUUUUUCGUUCAAUAGAGGAUUAAACAGUGAAUAAACAGAGAUAAAAAAAAUGUACGAACUCAAUUUUUAGAAUUAAACAAUGCAAGAGGAAUGCAAACAAUAAUUUUACGAUGAAAAAAAAUGUAAUGUUUCAUAAAAAAAAAAAAUUAUGGCCUUAGAAAUACACACACAGACACAUACUUUUGAAAUUUGUCCUAUUGUUUAGCAAUUACUCAUGAAAUCAAUUGAUUUUGACGCUAUAUUUGAUGAAAUAACGAAGGUAAACCUUUCAGUGUAUUACCAGUAUUACACAUCUUCCAUUUUUAUCAGAGGAGAACAAGUUUUGAGUGACAAGAUUUGUAUAAUAUUCAUCUGAUUGUCAAUUACGAAAGUAAAAAGAAACUGAUUUUUUAGCGAAUUGAGUGGUAAAAAGAAAAAAAAAAGAUUUUCAUGGUAAACUGUAAAGGAAGUAUAUAGAAGAGAAUUUUUUGUAAAAUAUAGUCAAUGUGAGGGUGAGUAGAAAAACCAUAAACUAUACGUACACUUUUACCUGUACUUCUUGUCCGUCUUGUUAGAGACUUUUCAGUCAUGUCAACUAUGAGUUCGUGCACUUGGCGAAGUACUUUGACCUCGCCCAAAUAUGAUUUGUUCAUAAGUAACUUAAUAUCGUGCUAAAAUGUAUCAUUAUACUGGUUAACUAAGAAGCAUUACGAGAAACCUUAGUAUUUGACAGAUUAUUUUUAUUUUAAGAGAACCUAAGUUAUGCCUUAACUGUAUUUAUAAUUAUUAUUUCACCCUAAUUAGAGUCUUUGUUUAGUCUAUUCGUCACACAUUUUGCUUACAUACGGAUUACAUAGUACCUAGAAUGCCUAUGAACACGAGAAAAAAAGGAAGCGUAUAAAAUAUUUUUAUGUGUGAAAACAACAACAGAAUGGAUUUGCCAAACCAAAUUAUUUUUACAAAGAACUAUUAAAACCUAUCCAAUCAACUAAGGACAUCUCUAUAUCUAUAUUUUUUAUUUAAACUAUUUAAUUGGAACAAUGAAUUCAAUCCGUUAUAAUUGUUAUUGCAAAUUUAUAAUAAUCACGAAAUGUUCACAGGAAAUCUUAUUACCAACAAAAAAAAAACAAGUCUUACAUUUUUUUUUCUUCAAUCUUACCAAAGAAGGCGAAACAAUGAUGAAUAUAUAUAUGGGAUCAUGGAAUCAUUUGAGGAGCGAGUUUCAUUAAAGUAAAGGAAUUUAAGGAAAAAAAA
Phlebotomus argentipes is the source of this 5359-nucleotide messenger RNA. RefSeq lists its product as uncharacterized. Gene Ontology annotation, biological process: actin cytoskeleton organization; protein phosphorylation. NCBI's taxonomy places the organism in Eukaryota, Metazoa, Arthropoda, Insecta, Diptera, Psychodidae. Gene Ontology annotation, cellular component: nucleus; cytoplasm. The record is from RefSeq and is a predicted model, not a curated record. Bases 618 to 3386 code for a protein of 922 amino acids. The transcript has 7 exons. Gene Ontology annotation, molecular function: ATP binding; protein serine/threonine kinase activity.